AUCUAACGCACUCAACUUGGACAACUUGGACUUACAUUACCGAAAUUCCAGUUAGACAUUUAGUGUGUAAAUACAAUCCCGGUAGAAAAUGUUCAAAAUUCGCAAUUUCACGCUCCUGAAACUGAGUGAAGGCGUAUUUGGCCAACGACUAAUGGCUAAAUCGGCGAAAACAGGCGAUUCGGGCAAGGAUUCUUGUAAGGGCGGCGAGUCCAAAGAGGGGAAAAGCAAGAAGAAGCCCAAGACGGAUAUCUGUGGCAGAACUCUAACUCCCACUUCGCCACGCUGCAAAAACAAGCCCGGCGAAAAGUCCAAAUCGUCCAAAGAUGAGUGCAAGAAGUAGCAGACUUUAUGAC
Messenger RNA from Drosophila erecta, 353 nucleotides. RefSeq lists its product as uncharacterized. The transcript has 2 exons. The record is from RefSeq and is a predicted model, not a curated record. NCBI's taxonomy places the organism in Eukaryota, Metazoa, Arthropoda, Insecta, Diptera, Drosophilidae. Bases 89 to 340 code for a protein of 83 amino acids.